Macadamia integrifolia is the source of this 1797-nucleotide messenger RNA. RefSeq names its product trigger factor-like protein TIG, Chloroplastic. Gene Ontology annotation, biological process: protein transport; 'de novo' cotranslational protein folding; protein unfolding. Gene Ontology annotation, molecular function: protein folding chaperone; ribosome binding; peptidyl-prolyl cis-trans isomerase activity. The record is from RefSeq and is a predicted model, not a curated record. NCBI's taxonomy places the organism in Eukaryota, Viridiplantae, Streptophyta, Magnoliopsida, Proteales, Proteaceae.
ACUCACUUCUUCCCGCAGGUUUCUCAUCCAACGACCUCUAACUCGAAGAAAUUUCAGUUACUUCUUUGUUUCUGCCUCCGCUGUUACUCUCAACCCGGAAAUGGACAAUUUGCCGGCAGAUAUCGAGGUUACAGAAACCAAAGAGCCUAGUUCGCGGAUCCGGUUAAGUGUAAAAGUACCCCCAGUUGUGUGUGAGGACUGUUACAAAAGGGUCAUUGUAGAGCUUAUGAAGAAGGCAAAGGUACCUGGAUUUCGGCCUGGAAAGAAUGUUCCAGAAAGCAUCCUUGUAAAUUAUGUGGGUAAAAAGAAGGUACAACGGGCUACAAUUGAAUCUAUUUUGCAGAGGACUCUUCCACAUGCCAUGUCUUCAGUGACUGGAAGGGCCCUAAGAGAUUCUUUUCGGAUUGUAACAAAAUUUUCUGAGAUGGAGCAAUCCUAUUCUCCUAUAGAUUUUCUGAGAUAUGAUGUAGUGGUCGAUGUUGCACCUGAGGUUAAAUGGAUUCCUGAGAAUGGUUACAAGAAUUUGAAGGUUGUUGUUGAGAUAGACAGUGAUAUAGAUGCUCAAAGGGCCUCCGAAGAAGAACUCAAGCGUCGGCAUAAGACUCUAGGUUCACUGAGAAUUGUAACAGAUAGAGGAAUAAAGAUUGGCGAUGUUGCGGUGCUUGAUAUAUCUGCCACAACAAUUGAGCAAGACAAAUCUAAUGCUAAAACAAUUCCAAUUUCAGAGAGUAAAGGAUUUCACUUUGAUACAGAAGGUGAUAGCGUUAUUCCUGGUUUUCUUGAUUCCAUAAUUGGGAUUCAAAGAGGUGAAACAAUGUCCUUUGCACUUGUAUUCCCUGAAUCGUGGAAGCAAGAAAAUCUUCGUGGUGUUCAUGCUCAGUUCACUGUUGAAUGCAAAGAACUAUUUUACAGAGAUUUACCAGAGUUAAAUGAUUCUCUUGCUGAGAGGCUUUUUCCUGGGUGCACUAGCUUAGAUCAGGUCAGGGAAUCAUUAUUGCAGAGAUGUAAAGAAGUCGAACAAACUGCCAAAGAACAAGCAACAGACAAUGCAAUUUUAGAUCAGCUAUGCAAGAUGAUUGAAGUUGAUAUUCCUCAGUCCUUGUUUGAGGAACAAGGCCGGCAACUUUAUGGAGCAAAACUUUUAGAGAUACAGGCAAAUAGGAAACUCAAUGAAGAGCAGCUGGCUUCUCUUUCAAGUCCUAAAGCAGUAAACGAGUACCUGGAAAGACGGAGGGAGAAUAUAACAACUAUGAUCAAACAGACCCUGGCCGUUGGUGAUAUAUUCAAACGUGAAAAUUUGCAGUAUCCCACGGAGGAUCUUGUCAAAGAAGUGGAAAAGUCCAUUGCAGAAUUCAAACGCCAUAAACAAGAAUAUGAUGAGGAGAGAGUAAAGGAACAGGUGCAAGAAAUUCUAGAGGGAGCGAAGGUGCUUGAAUGGUUAAGAGAACAUGCAGAUAUCCAAUACAUAACCAGGUGAGGUAGAGAUCAGUCUCAUGGGUGAUAGGAUGCAAAAUGAAGUAAAUUGAUGGAGGCAGAUAUAUAUGGGUUGUGAGGCUCUUGUUUUUCUUCGUCACCUCCCAAGCAAGCAGAGAGAUUGUAAAAAUUAUUAAUCUUCAGCCACUAUUAGUCUUAAAUUAUUUAAAAUAAGAAUGGUUUUGGUGGAUAGCAACCCUGGCCAAUAGUGGGUGGGUGCCUGGAUCUGCCACACUACACAUCUUGUGCGGCUGAAAUUUUGUAAACAGGAGAGGUCAUAUCAUGGUGGAUGGAGAUAUUCUUUCCUCAUCCUAUGCUGCAUGU